GCAUCUCUCCCCCUCACGUCGCAAACCCUGUGUCGCCACCACCGCCUCCUCCUCUCGCGGCGACCCCGCACCACCCCGCCCCCCUCCCCCGGUCAGCGCCGCCCUGGUCUCCUGCCCGCCGCGGCCCCGUCGACGCACGCCCUCCCGUCGCCUCCGCCGCAUCCUCCUGCCUCCGCCGAGACAUCUGAGGGCGCUCCUGCCCGCGCCGCCGUCUUCGACACCCGCCGAUGCCACCGCGGCGCCUCGUCGAGAAGGGUGUUGAAUAAGUCAUAAGUGUUUAUGGACUUCAAGCCAGUAGAGGAUUUUUCCUGCACUGCUUUUAGAAAUCCUGCUUUAUUUCACGGUGGAUUGAAAGAUCAGAACUUAUCAAAGAAAUGCUGAUGGAUCCACCUGUUAUGCAAGCGGAUUGCCAAUUACAGAAUGACGUGGAGAAAAUAUCAUCUAUUUCUUAUGAUAGGAAACAUACCUUAUCAUGUAAUGACCAUGGGUGGCAAGCCUCCGACGUUCAUCAGACAAAUGCCGCGAUAAAUUGUAACCCUGUUGAAGUUAACAAUUCUUCUGGCUCGAGCACAGAGGAGAAAGUAGAUGGUUCCUCUGAAAAGUCUUCUGUUAGCUUGGACGGUUUAUCAGAGGUGAACUUUUUUGUACCACUACCACAUAAAGAAAAGAACGUCCAGGAUGCUUACUUCAAUGAUGUAAGGUUUCAGUUGAAUGCAAGCUUGGAAAAUAAUGGCUCCCCAGGGGAUGUCAACUGCAGCAAACACUGCAUCAGUAAGGAGGAUUUACAUCAUUCCCAGCAGGAGAUGUCUUCACCGUCCAAUGUAGUAACUGGACUUAGGUCAUGCCAGUCAAAUGGAGAUGUCCUUCCUUCCAAAGGCAAGAAAAUGACAGAAGUAGAACUCAAAUAUAACAUCAAUGUUGAUGCAGAAAGUAAGGGAUUUGGGACUGACAUUGCAAGUAAGGGAGUCGGGACUGACUUGGUAAACAAGGAAGUCGGCAACGAUAUGGCAGGAUCUCAUGAUGCCCAGAAGGAGUUGUCAUGCCCACUUCAAGUAAGUAAAGUAUUUUCUCAGGAAGAGAAUGAGACAUCUGUCUCACCUAAAAAUGGCAUGGAUAUGCUUGUUCAUAACAACAGUUGUAAUGGCAAUACUAAUGAUGUUGGCGGAGAGAUGGAUACCAGAAGUAUCGAAGAAGAAGAUCAUGCCGUGGCACUUUGGGUAAAGUGGAGAGGAAAAUGGCGAACAGGAAUUCGAUGCUCUAGAGCGGACUGUCCUUUGUCCACUCUCAAGGCAAAACCAACUAUUGACAGGAAGACCUAUAUUGUUGUUUUCUUCCCACAAACAAGGACUUAUUCUUGGGUGGACAUGCUACUAGUCCUUCCAAUUGAUGAAUAUCCUGUGCCACUUGUGAAUGGAACUCAUCGCAAAUGGCGAAAGAUGGUGAAGGAUUUGAGUGUUCCUCGACGAUUCAUCAUGCAGAAGCUUGCUAUCUCAAUGCUAAACUUUAGUGAUGAACUUCACACUGAGGCCAUAAUUGAGAAUGCUCGGAAGGCAGCAGCUUGGAAAGAAUUUGCUCGGGAAGCAUCAUGCUGUAGAGACUACACUGAUCUUGGGAAGAUGCUUAUCAAACUUCAAAAGAUGAUUCUUCCAGACUACACAAGCUGUCUUUGGCUCCAAAAUUCUUCUGACUUGUGGGGCCAGAAGUGUAAUAUUGCUCAUGACGCUGAGACUGUUGAAAUUCUUGCCGAGGAACUUAGGGAAUCUGUUCUUUGGGACAAGGUUGAUGAGUUGUGGAAUGCACCAAUGCAGCCUGAAUUAGUACCAGAGUGGAAAACAUGGAAACAAGAAGUCAUGAAACAGUUCUUUUCAUCACAUGCUGUAGGUAAUACGGGCAACUUUGAUCAAAGCAAUAACUAUGAUGAUCCAGGUAUGGAUCAACAAGCUCGCAGAAAGCGUCCCAAACUUGAAGUGCGCAGAGGAGAACCACAUUUUUCUCACGUGAAUGAUGCUAACUGCAGCAUUCUCAGCGAGGGCCUGAACGGUAAUAACUUCCCUAGUAGACCUAUCACUGAUGGACAUAUGGAAGUGUUAGCAUCAGUGGAUCAGAAUAACAUUGUCACCUUCCUCAGUAAUUCUGCCCCCCAUGAGAUUGCAGAAUCAGGCCACAUCAACCCAGCUUUACAGAAUUCCAGACAUGAGUUUGAUUCCUUAAAGAAUUCUCGGCAGUGUUCUGCAUACAUAGAAACAAAAGGAAGACAGUGCGGCAGGUGGGCUAAUGACGGUGAUAUUUAUUGCUGUGUGCAUCAAAGCAUGCAUGACCGUUAUUCUAGGGAGGACAGGGGACUUAGUGGUGAUGCUUUAGUCUGUAGUGGUAUGACUAAUUUGGGUAGACAAUGCAAGCAUCGAGCCCAGCAUGGUUCUGUUUUCUGCAAAAAACACCGUUCCCAGACAAGCCUGGAUACUGUAAGCUCUGAUAAUUUAUUCAGUUCAUCUGGGGGUCUCCAUAAAAGAGAAGAGGCUCCAAAAGGAAUGGAAAAGAAUUGCAACUCAAGUGCAAUAUGCAUCGUGGAUGCAGAAAGGGCUAGUAGUUCCCAAGUUCCUCUUCAAAUGCAAUUGACUUCGACCAUGGCUGCAGAGAUUUCAGGUGAUAAAGCUUGUGGAUUGGAGAACCCUGAUAUGUUCUACCCCAUGUCAACUUCCAUGGCAAAAGCUAAUUCAGAUACUGAUCUUUGCAUUGGAAUUCUUUCUCAUGACAAUAUUGUUGAAUGCCAGGAUUAUGCUAAGCGACACACUCUUUACUGCGAGAAGCACCUUCCAAAGUUCCUUAAACGUGCCAGGAACGGAAAGAGUCGACUCAUAUCUAAAGAUGUUUUUAUCAAUCUAUUGAAGGGCUGUGCAUCAAGGCAAGAAAAAAUAUGUUUACACCGGGCAUGUGAGUUUCUUUAUUGGUUCUUGAGAAACAACUUCUCUCGUCAACAAUCUGGUCUUGGUAACGACUAUAUGCCUCAGAUUCUAGCUGAAGUGUCCAAGGAUACUGAUGUUGGAGAAUUUUUGUUAAAGUUAAUCUCUAGUGAAAGAGAAAAACUCACAAAUCUUUGGGGCUUUGGUACAAAUGGAUCUCAGCAAAUAAGUCCUGAUAACCAAGAGGGAUCUAUGAUAGUGUUGCAAGAAGAGAAAACUAAUCAUUCAGCUGGUUUGAAGUGCAAAAUAUGUGCCCAGGAGUUCUCUGAUGAUCAGUGUCUCGCGUUACAUUGGACAGAAGUUCAUCGAAAGGAGACCCGAUGGCUGUUCAGAGGGUAUUCUUGUGCUGUUUGCAUGGACCCAUUUACCAACAGAAAAGUUCUUGAAAAACAUGUACAAGAAAAACAUGGUGCUCAAUAUCUCCAAUAUUCGAUUCUCUUCCGAUGUAUGUCAUGUGACAGCAACUUCUUGAACAUGGAUCUGCUAUGGCAACAUAUUGUUUCAGAUCAUGCCCACGAGUUCGGGCUUCUUGAUGCCCCACAACGACCUAAAGGUCAAUCUGUAAGAACAGAAGGGACAAGUUUCAAGGCCCUCUAUGAUAACCAUGACCUUGGGAAGGAUGAUGGCUCACAAAAGUUGACCUGUAGACUAUGUGGGUUGAGAUUUGAUCUACUGGCAGAUCUUGGCCGCCACAAUCAAGUUGCUCAUAUGGACCAAGGUACGGUUGGCCACAUUCCACCAGGACGUGGGAAAUAUCAACUUAACCGUGGUCGACACUACUAUUCUGCAUUCAAGAAAAACCUACGACCAUCAGGUUCAUUAAAGAAGAGGAGUAGCUCAGGGAUUGAGAAACAUUUUGAUAUUUCAAGCUCUGAUCUAUCUAUGAUAACAUCGCAAGUUGCGGAACCUGAAACAGCUAACCUUGGUAAGUUAGUGGAUUUCCAAUGCUCAGAUGUGGCGCAAACUUUAUUUUCAAAGAUUCAAAAGACAAGACCCCAUCCAAGUAACCUUGAUAUUUUAUCCGUGGCCCGUUCUGUAUGCUGUAAGACAAGUCUUCUUGCUGCAUUGGAAUUGAAAUAUGGAACCAUGCCUGAAAACAUAUUUGUGAAAGCUGCAAAGCUUUGUAGUGACAUUGGCAUCCCAAUCAAUUGGCAUCAAGAGGAAUUCACUUGCCCCAAGGGAUGCAAAUCUGGAUAUACUUCAAAUACCCUGCCACCUUUACAGCUUACCCAUGUUGAUUUCCCCGUAGUAGCUUCUGUGAUGAAUCCUCCAGAAAAUGAUGGAACGUGGGGCAUGGAAGAAUACCAUUAUGUUCUUGAUUCAGAGCACUUCAUGUGGAAGCUUAAAAAUGAGAGGGUUGUUCUUUGUGAAGAUGUAAGCUUUGGCAGGGAGAAAGUUCCAAUUGUCUGUGCAAUUGAUGUUGAUACGAAAGAAUCUCUCCAUAUGAAACCUGAAGAAUUAUUGCAGCAUUGCAGUUCUGUGCCAUGGCAGGAUUUUCACUACGUCACAACUCGUUUGAUGGAUUCAUCUCUUGUUGAUUCAGAGAGUUACAUGGUUGGCUGUGCGUGUUCUCAUGCCCAUUGCUCUCCUGAGAAAUGUGAUCAUGUGAACCUCUUUGACAGUGUUUAUGAGAACCUUGUGGAUAUGUAUGCUAUGCCGAUGCAUGGCAGAUUUGCGUACGAUGAAAAUGGCAAAAUCAUUUUGCAGGAAGGAUAUCCGAUAUACGAGUGCAAUUCACUAUGUACCUGUGAUGCAUCCUGUAAAAAUAAAGUUUUGCAGCAAGGGCUGCUGGUUAAAUUGGAACUCUUCAGAACUGACAAUAAGGGUUGGGCUGUUCGAGCUACAGAACCUAUUCCACAGGGUACUUUUGUGUGCGAGUAUGUUGGGGAGGUUGUGAAGGAUGAUGAGACCAUGAGAAACGCAGAAAGUGAGUCAAAAAGUGGGUGCAGCUACCUUCUUGAUAUCGCUUCGCAUAUUGAUCGGGAAAGAGUUAAGACUUUAGGGACUACGGCAUACAUGAUUGAUGCUACAAGAUAUGGGAAUGUGUCCCGCUUUAUUAAUCAUAGUUGUUCGCCUAACCUUAGUGUCCGCUUAGUUCUGGUGGAAAGCAAAGAUUGCCAACUUGCUCAUGUUGGCUUGUUUGCCACUCAAGAUAUUGUUGUUGGAGAAGAAUUGUCCUUUGAUUAUCGAUGGAAGCUGCAAUCUGGUGAUGGCUGUCCCUGCCAUUGUGGAGCUCAGAAUUGCCGAGGCCGUGUUUAUUGAGUUUGCAGGGUGAGAAAAUAAAAGGAAUGAUCCAUUGCUUGUAGCGCAUCUUCAGAAGCUCGUAGAAUGGUGAUCACUUGGCAACUAUUAACAUUGUUUUUCCUAGAGCUUGAAUGCAGAGGUAGGACCCUCAUUCUUGAUGCAACCAAUUGAGUGCAGGGGUAGGUUCUCAUUCUGCAUGCCGCCACCAAGUAGUGUUUGUGAUAUAGGACUCUCACAGCAGUGACACUAGGUACACCAUAGCAUUGAUUUUAGUCAUGGCAACAUCAUGCUUAACUGACGAUUUGUUAGAAGCGGCCCGAAAUUAGAGUGAUUCAGGCUUCAUUUUCGUAGGCGAGAAUUCAGCGUCUUUGUAAAAUAUGUUCAUUCAAUUUUUACUGCUCUUGAGCUCCCAUCAUCGAAGUUGAAGCAAAGAGUCUGUACUUGUUAGUGAGACUGUUGGUCAUGGAGUUCUGCUUAUGUUGCGGUGCCUGUUUUCGGAAAUUGUUAUGCACUGUAAUUAUGGAUUUGUGGACCUGAAAAGAAGGAAAUCAAUUUGCAAUCGUUCUUAA
This is a messenger RNA of Triticum aestivum (bread wheat), 5773 nucleotides long. RefSeq names its product histone-lysine N-methyltransferase SUVR5. NCBI's taxonomy places the organism in Eukaryota, Viridiplantae, Streptophyta, Magnoliopsida, Poales, Poaceae. The transcript has 12 exons. Gene Ontology annotation, cellular component: nucleus. Gene Ontology annotation, molecular function: protein binding; histone methyltransferase activity; zinc ion binding. The coding region runs from base 375 to 5222 and encodes 1615 amino acids. The record is from RefSeq and is a predicted model, not a curated record.